CGAAAAUCAGGGCUUCACAGUGGAAUUGGCGACUGUUCUUCUGGCUUUUCUAUUUCCUAUCUCUCUUCCCGAACCGUCUGUCAUUUCACUGCCAUUUUUUUUUCGCGAAAUUGCGAAUCUGAUGGACGGGUUAAAGCUGAACUUCACCCUUCGUCCGAGUUUUAUGGUGUGGCGCACGCAGUCGACUUAUACGGAGAGUUCGGACGUAAACGGUCAGCCCAGUCACUGCAGUCUUGAUGUAGAAACCGAUGAAGAGCCGCAAAGAGUGCGGCGAUCUUUGGGAAUGCAAAUAACAUGGGAUAUCGCGAUGGAUGACCUGGAAGAGCGACUUCAGUGGUUGACCCUGACUGACCCACUCGAAGACGCUCACAAGGUUUUCAGAGCCUAUUCAGCGGCUGUUACAAGGAGAUUUCCUUUAAGUUGGGGCAAACGUCGCAACACGCUCAAACGACCGCGGUCUCCCGAAAUGAAGGAUCGAUCUGGGAUCCCCCCACCCAAGCGAAGGCAGGCUUUUAUUCCAACCCCGAACCCGCGCAAGCAGAGACGGGAAAGGACGACAUUCACCCGAGCCCAGCUAGACAUCCUGGAGGCGCUAUUUAUCAAAACCCGUUACCCGGAUAUCUUCAUGCGAGAGGAAGUUGCUCUGAAGAUAAACCUUCCAGAAUCCAGGGUUCAGUGGGGCGACUCCGGCGGGUAUAUGCGACACCAGCGCCCGUUUAAUUUACGCGAAAGCCCAGGAGAAAAGAAACGGACCGGACACGGCGUAAGGGAACCCGCGGGAUAUGGGAGUGCUUUCAACGCCUAG
Messenger RNA from Notodromas monacha, 805 nucleotides. NCBI's taxonomy places the organism in Eukaryota, Metazoa, Arthropoda, Ostracoda, Podocopida, Cyprididae. The record is from the annotation of a GenBank genome assembly.